AUGAUGGAUGGUUUGAUACUGUUUCGUCGACCCAGGAAAAUUGUCAAGUCAAAAUUGUCAGAAAAUGAUAAUUAUGUUUAUAAAUCAGGAAAAAAAAUGAAUAUUUCUAUCACAAAAAAGAACUCAUUUUCAAACAAUCAUUUACCUAUUUCAAAAGAUAAUUUAUUUUCUUCGAUUGGAACGAGAUUGAAUUUCAUGAAUAAAACUAAAACUAAACGACAAGAAGACGUUACAAAUCUUGUCAACAAUUCAUUUGGUUGUCUUCUUAUAAAAGGUGAUAUGGCUAAUGAAACAUCUAGCGGAAAAGGAAAAGCUUCUAAUACUCAUAAUGAUAAUGAAUAUCAAUAUCCAAUUGAAAUUUGUAAUAAUUUUCAAAUAUCUAAUCAUACCCAAAUAACACAUGAUUUAAAGCAAUUAACAUCUACUAUUACCAAGGGAUCAUUUUCAGAAAAUAAUUUUAAUGAUAUUUUACAAAUUAUUCCUAAACCUAUAAAACGUACACCAUUAUAUCAUGGUUUAAUAUUAAUAGCUCAUGAAUUAAGAACUAUUUUAACUAAAACUAUUGAUACAGAUAUAACAUGUUCAAUAGAGAAAGUACCAAGAAAUUUUCAACAAUCAUUAGAUAAAUAUCAAAUGAAUUAUGUAAUUGUUUUAAAAGAGAAAAUGAACUACAAUCAGCUCAUUUGGUAUAAUUCAUCUGAAGAUAAUACAAUGAAACUGAUAAGAUUUCAAGAGAAUCUGAAAUCUAAUGAAUUUUGUCAAACAACAUAUAUAAAACCCGAACAAGUCAAAUUGUUGGAUUCAUAUUACUCAGGAGGCCAUUCUGUUACUUUGGAAGCUUGUCAGUUGAAGUAUUUACCAGACUUAUCUGCAUUUUAUGUGACGCUGAGAUUCCUCAAUCUUUCUAGGAAUUACUUAGAGGACCUUCCAAAUGAUUUUUGUUUAUUAAACAAUUUGGAAUUUUUAUCAUUACGUUCUAAUCCUUUACGUAAAAUACCUAAAUCAAUUAUCAAAUUAAAACAAUUAAAAUCAUUGAAUUUAUCUUAUUGUUUAAUUGAACAUUUAACUUAUGAAUUUUAUAAUCUAAAAUCAUUAGAACAACUAGAUCUAUCAUACAAUUGUCUUACAUACCUUGAUAGUCAAAUAAAAAAUUUAGAGCAUUUAAAAGUACUGAAACUUAGUGGUAAUGACCUAACUGGUAUUCCUCCUGGUCUUCUAUGUUUAUGUGAAAAAUCUUUGGAAAGCUUAAAUUUAAAUGACAAUCCAUUAUUAUGUUUAUUUCCAAAAGAGUUUAAAAAUAACUCUUCGAUUGAAAUUCAAUCUUUAAGAGUAUUAGCUAGCUUAAAAAUGAGAGAUCUACUCAAUGAAACCAAUAUAAAAAAUGAAGAAAGUUCCAGAGAAAAACCUGAACAGUAUAUAUUGAUUACUAAUUCAGAGGAGAACAACGCAAAUUUUCUUCAGUUUCGGAAAGUUUCUGACAAAGAAGAAUCUACUAUGUUAAAUAAGUUGUUGAAUCCCUCUGGUUCUUGUUGCUGGUGUGGCAUGGAUAGAUAUGAUAAAAAGAAUACAAUAUGUAUGCAUUGUGUUGAUUUAUUCAACUAUUCAGCGGUUCCAAUAUGUAUGUUAUGCUGUGGAAUUCAAUGUGCAAAGGAAGUUAAACAAUGUAGUACAUCUGAGCAAUUUGCAAAACGAUAUUAUAAAAGUUAUCAAAACUAUACAAAUAGAUAGUUAGGUGAAUUGUGUUAGUUUUAUAAAUAUUGGAAAGAUAUUGCUUUUAGUCAUUUAAUGAAAUCAAACUCAUAAUCAAUUCUGGAAGUUCAAAAGUAUAGUGCUAAUGUGUUUGACUUUGUUUAGGUUGAUAGAGCAUAACAAAACUGAAAAAAAUUGGUCCACUAAUUUAAAGCUAAGAUUAUUUACAACGUUUUCAAAAUAUAAUAAGGUUUGAUCCACAUUAGUGGUUGGGAUAGGAUAUCAGUUUUCAGUUCAAGAUUUUGGAAAAAAAUAUUUAGCUAUGACUGAGACUAAAAAGAAAAGAAACUACAACAAUUUACUUUGUGAAAUCGGCUCUUAUUGCCUGCAGAUGUAGCAGGAUAUCUUUGGUUCAAAUAUUCCCUGAUAAAAUUACCUAAAUUGUAUGGACAAAAAUUUAAAAAGUUAAUUAGAAGGCUCUAUCCACUUUACUGAACGAACUAUUCUUCAUGGUAUUCACCUCGACACCAACUGUAUGUAUCACUCGUUAUAUCUGAAAUAAAUAUCUCAUAUGAUGUAGAUUGUGAACUGAUCUGUUAGAUAACCAUUGAAAACCCUGAAGCAAUAAACGGUUGUUUCACCCUAGUAUGAUACUUUUCAAUAUGUGUCCAAAAAACAACAACCGGGUUAACUUAGUGGCUAAAUUCAGAAAAAGUAUGUUUGUGUGAAAUAGCUGUGUAGCAUGAAACUUAACAUAAGUAUGAAUCCGAUUUUUAAUUGUUCAUUAUGUUGGUUUAGUACACAUAUCCCUUUCAUGCUUAAUUUAAUUUAGAUUAAUCAAAAAACCAUUUAUUUUUGUGAUAGGUUUUUCCAUAACAUGAUGUUAUUAACACUUUUGUUUAUCUGGAUUGAUUUCUUAAGUUUCUGUCUAGAUUUGCUAAGAUUAUUAAGAAUAAGUCGAUUCAAUAACUAAUAACGAUAUGCAACAUAUUUUCUUACAUUCUGUAUAUUCCACAAUAGCAUCAAAAUUGUUUGUUGAAAUGUCAAUCAAUUGACUAGUCAUCAACAUAGUAUGAAACCCAAAUGCAUUUUACUCUACAUAGUUACACUCUGUACUUGCAUAGUGAGCUGUCAAAAGGAGAAAAAGUAGAUUAACCAAAAUAUCAAACACAAAGUUCUCUUUAGUAUGUUAUAGAAAAUGAGAUCCAAGGCUUGGGCGGAAGGAGAUGAAUGUAUCUAAUUAUUAGGUUCACGUCUACCUGUAAUAUUUAGAAAUCCAAACUAAAAAGUGGAGGGAAAAUAAUUAUAUCAAUGAACCUGGGUUAAAUUUGUUGUGAGGUUGAAUAAAAAUUUGUUUUCUAGUGACUGAAACGGGAUUCAACUUGUCUUUAGUAUUUCAACAUUUAUCAAUGAAUUUCUGUGGGUAGCACCUACGCUCAAUUUCCAUCAGCUCUUCUUCCAGUUCUUCAGUGGUAUAUAUUCUUCCUACCCCACAAAACGAUGUUUUAACCAAUACUUUCUUAUAACUGAUUUAACGGAAACUAAUAAAAUUAAGGCAGAACCUAUUAUAGAUAUUUUUGGCAAACCGAACCCUCAACUUUACGGUCAUCUCUCCGUUGUGUAGUACCACAAAAAAAGUAAGACAUUUUGUCCUUUCAACGUUCAUAGUGAACUGUAUGUUUGUUGAAAGGUUCGAAUAUGUGGGUUUCGCUACGUUCACUAUUAAAAACAAUAAAUGUCAUUAACGUGUUUGGAAUAUUUUGACACAGCAACUUUAAACCAAAUCAUUUUGUGACUCUAAUUUUUAAAUAUUACUGGUUGUAAGAAGCCGAAGAAAACCUAUCGGAACGAAAUGAAUCUAUGUUAUUCUGAUUAAAUCUUUUCUUGCACCCCUGAAGCUAAAACAACUACAUAAUUGGUAUUAAAAGACUAAACAUACAGACUAUAGUUAAAAUUCACCAAACGGAAUUGGGAGAUGAAAAGUAUGAUAUAAAACAUAAUAUAGGUGAUUAAAAUCAUAGUAAUCAGGACCACUAGCAUCAUAAUAUCAUUGGAGUUCUAGUGAGAAGCAGUA
Schistosoma rodhaini is the source of this 3763-nucleotide messenger RNA. The record is from the annotation of a GenBank genome assembly. Lineage: Eukaryota; Metazoa; Platyhelminthes; Trematoda; Strigeidida; Schistosomatidae.